ACAGGGGGACCCCGGGGAGGGCCGCCCGUUGGCUCCCCCCACCCCGGGUCCUGAACGCCCAGGGGUCGCGGCGCGUCCGCUGGGAGUGUGUCAGCCGCAGCGGUGGAGUCUGAGGCCAUGCGCAGCAGCAGCUCCAAGAGUGGAGUCUUCCUGGCUCCAGCGGCCCGAGGUUCUGAUGCUGACGCUUGCCAGAUGCUCACCAGAGCUCAACUGGGCCAGGAUCCCCCACAAAGAACAGUCUUAGGGGUGCUAACUGAGAAUGGGCAGUUCAGGAGGACCUGUGGCCAGGGCAUCACAACAGUCAGGUGCUUUUCUGGAUCAGAAAAUAUCUUCCCUCCAGCUGGAAAGAAAGUGCUCUCUGAUUGUGGGGUCCAUGAACCGGCCAAGCAAGAGUUCGAUAUCUACAUGGAUGAGCCUGAGCAGGAGGACAAAGACAGCUGCACAGGCAAAGAGAACUCCGCCUUUGAGGAUGUGUAUGAAGUAGACACCAGCACACUCAAGUCAGACCUUCACUUCCUGCUGGACUUCAGCACAGUUUCCCCUAUGCUGGUAGAUUCAUCUCUCCAUUCUCAGUCUGAAGAUGCAUCCGAUUUUGGCAAAGAUGUGAUAAACGUGACUGAGUAUGCUGACGAAAUUCAUCAGUACCUUAGAGAAGCUGAAAUAAGGUACAGGCCCAAAGCGCAGUACAUGAGGAAACAGCCAGACAUCACAGAAGGCAUGCGCACGAUUCUGGUGGACUGGCUGGUGGAAGUUGGUGAAGAAUACAAGCUUCGAGCAGAGACUCUGUACCUAGCUGUCAACUUCCUGGACAGGUUUCUUUCCUGCAUGUCUGUUCUGAGAGGGAAAUUACAACUUGUAGGAACAGCAGCUAUUCUUCUGGCUUCGAAAUAUGAAGAGAUUUAUCCACCCGAAGUGGAUGAGUUUGUCUACAUAACUGAUGAUACAUACACAAAACGACAACUGUUAAGAAUGGAGCACCUGCUCCUGAAAGUCCUAGCUUUUGAUCUGACAGUACCAACCACCAACCAAUUCCUCCUUCAGUACUUAAGGAGACAAGGAGUGUGUGUCAGAACUGAGAACCUGGCCAAGUACGUAGCAGAACUGAGUCUACUUGAAGCUGACCCAUUCUUGAAAUAUCUUCCUUCAUUGAUAGCUGCAGCAGCUUAUUGCCUGGCAAACUAUAUUGUGAACAAGCACUUCUGGCCAGAAACCCUCGCUGCAUUUACAGGCUACUCAUUAAAUGAAAUUGUGCCUUGCCUGAGUGAGCUACAUAAAGCGUGCCUCGAUAUACCCAACCGACCUCAGCAAGCAAUUAGGGAGAAGUAUAAGACUUCAAAGUACCUGCAUGUAUCCCUCAUGGAACCACCUGCAAUUCUUCCUCUACAAUAAAUUCCAGAACUGAAGCACUUCCAGAACUUAACCUCCACAUCAACAGAAUUUUGGUCUUAAUUGUCAUAGUUUCCUGCAGGUUGGGUUAACUGUAUUGCCACAAGAUAGAUGGCAUUU
Messenger RNA from Tupaia belangeri chinensis (Chinese tree shrew), 1506 nucleotides. RefSeq names its product cyclin A1 (gene CCNA1). The record is from RefSeq and is a predicted model, not a curated record. The transcript is spliced from 9 exons. The coding region runs from base 118 to 1389 and encodes 423 amino acids. Lineage: Eukaryota; Metazoa; Chordata; Mammalia; Scandentia; Tupaiidae.